Gigantopelta aegis is the source of this 3990-nucleotide messenger RNA. RefSeq lists its product as uncharacterized. The transcript is spliced from 13 exons. The record is from RefSeq and is a predicted model, not a curated record. Lineage: Eukaryota; Metazoa; Mollusca; Gastropoda; Neomphalida; Peltospiridae. Bases 197 to 2521 code for a protein of 774 amino acids.
GACGUCAUAAUCGAAAUACCAAUGCCGUAAUGAUUUACGUACUGGUUCUAUUCAUUUUUGUAUCUAAAUCUGCAGUAAUUCUGUGGAAUGUUUUUCAAUACUCUACGGGCCAGACUUAUUUAAUUUACGGAAUUUGAACACUGAACACACAUCUUAAGGACCUCCUCCAGGUAAAGCUCACAAUUCGUGGGGCGCCAUGGCCCACUUGUACGAACAGGUGCUCAGCAUCGUCACGAAGCCGCCGGAGGAAAGACAGGAAAAGGAAAUACAGCGAAUCGUUUACUGGUUUCGGAAAAAGUCGGAACUCUUCAAAGAUCUCAAAGAAGAAAUCAUUCUGGAUAUUUUGAAGAACUGCCAAUUCACCCCGUGUAACCGAGACGAUAUCAUCAUACGGCAGGGCGAGAAAGGAGACUGUUUUUACAUCAUACUCACGGGUAGUGUUGCUAUCUACAUCAACACGAACCUGUACGAUGAAGACCCGGAGGACGACGUUCGGGUGAGGGUCAGGGAGAAGAAGCCGUCGUUCUCCGCCAUGAAGCCGCUGAAUAUCGGCAAGGGACUUUCAGUGCAGAAUCUCGACAGAACCAAGUACGGAAAUUACAUCGGCAGAAUAGCCGCCGGUAAGUCUUUCGGCGAGCUAGCACUGAUCAGGACCGAUUCGGUCCGGAAUGCUACGAUCAUCGCCAACGAACUGACGCACCUUCUCGUUGUGAAUCGUGACCUGUACAACCGGUCGCUGCUUACCUACCAGGCGCACGAAUACGAAAAAAAGAAGACCUUCGUCGACAACUACCCGCUGUUUCAGCACUGGCAGCCCAAGUAUAAGAAGAUGAUGGCCAUGAGUCUUGUGAAAAGCAAUCUCAAGUUCGAGGACGUCAUCAUAAAGCAAACGAAUCCAGUAGAGGGACUUUAUUUUGUUAUUAGUGGGCAGGUUAAGGUUGUGAUUGAUGCAAGCUUACAUUCAGAACAAUAUCCAGAUCUUUAUCCCAAAUCAAAUGUCGCGGAUCUAGAAAAGGAGAAAGCUAGGGACAUUCUAAGGAAAGAAAUGAGCUUACAGAGUUUGAAAACGGUAGACAAAAAAUCAACAUUUCAGAGAAAGCUUCCUCAACAUGAAUCAAAGAAAGAAAAUCAACGAUACAUCGAACUUUGUCUUCUAGGAGCUGUAGAAAUAAUAGGCGAUUUGGAACUGAUGUUGGGUUUACCGACUUACGCAGAAACGAUCAUCUGCACACAAGAAGCUGAAAUCUUUUUCCUAGGCUUGAAAAACUACGACAGACUCAUCGAAAAACGAAAUCCUCUAACCAUAGACAUAAUGAGAAACAUACUACACACGAAACUAACGCUGCACUUCCAGCGCCUGAGCGAAGAUAAGCUACCGCUAUUUCGGUUCUUCCUCUACACCCUGGACGAGAAGGAAAGGACAAACAAAAUGAGAGACUCCCACCAGUCUUCGAGUUGCUCCAAGUCUGGCACGUGCUACACUUCCAUAGACAGUCUGAGGAGGGGGCCGCUCGUGAACCUGUUCGGUCCCGGGAGCGUGUUCUACAUCAUUCGAAUGCGAGAAAAGGAAAGAAAGAGGCGAGCGGCCAUGCGUCACCAGGAUCGCAGAGGAGUAGGAGGAGGAGGAGGAGGACCUAGUACUGCAGCUACCGCCGUCGCUGCUGCUACCGCUGGUGUUGGUGCUGGAGCUGCCGGGGCUGGGGUAAAGGACGGUGGGUCUCCGUCUCACCUUCUCAAUCAGGGCAAGAGAAACCUAUUCGACGACAUGGCAAGGGGAUUAAUCCCCUCCAUUGACAUCGACACGUCCAUUUUGGAUACCUUCCAGAAUCAGCGGGAGUUCGCCACUGCGUCGAUGACGUCUAGAUCGGCUCCUGCCGAGAGCGCUGCUCCGAACUCGGCCGAGUACGAGUACGGCCACUCGGAGAGGAUGGAUUCGGUGAAGCUGGCGGAAGAGAGAGGGCGGUGCGAGUGGUGUGACGAGCUGCAACUGACGGUCGGGGACCAGGCCCUGUCCGAGCUGGAGGACCGCAUACAGGCCUGGUACAACAGCUUCGGGGACUCCGUGGCCAGGGUGGAGAGAACGGUCAACAAACCCGUCAAACUGCACAGAUUCCAGGUUGAGGAUGAAAGCCUUAAACCGAAACCUGGUAACAAAGUGUACGUCCGAGGACGAUACCGCGCCAAAAGUGUCGGUGUAGACUCGUCCCGCGACCUGCUAGCAUCAUCAGUCAAAUUCAGCAAAUCACAUUGCGGGACCACGCGAUCUGACAUGAGGAUAGCUCCCGUCGCAGACUGGACUCGUUUUGGCGCUCGCCCCAAUGCUGGUGAAACACUCAGAGAAAUAAAGUCUCGACAAUCCAGGAGUGAAUGCAGUCGUCGCUCACAGUUUCCAAUCAGCUUUAAAAAGAAUGACCAAAAGAGACAAUACACGUUGGAAGAAUAUCUAGCCCUAAAAGAAGAACUCCGGCGUCGCCAGAGGGCGUACAAGUCGUUUUUACCCAUGAAAACUUCAACCUUCUAAUAGCCGAAACACUACAGCACCCAUUCCGGGUGUAUCCGUAAAUUAAUCUGGACAGUUUCAGUUAAAAAAAACCCAACAAACAACAAAAAAUAUUCAACAUAAUUUUCUCUACUCAUAUUCUCAGAGUUCGCACGAUCCUUUAAUGUGUUUAAGUUUACCAACGUCAAUACUAACAAUCUUGAAACCCUCAAAGAGGGUACAUUUUCAUAUUUGGCACUGAAGGGUCUCUGUAUUUUAAUUGGAUUCGAAUGCAAAAAAACACACAAAAAAACAACAAACAUAAGUCGAUCGACAACAAAUACUUGUGUAGGUGGACGUAGCAGUAUCAGUUUUGAAGGAGUGGUGCAUUAAUAACGCAAAUAAUACAGGAAGGACACGCAAGCUAAAUAAAAGCCCAGCUCUUGUUUUAAGUUAUACUAGGUCUAGAAAACUGAGAAGAAAUCCACAGCUGCCUUAUGGGUUAUUUUAGUCAAGUGGGGGUGGGGAGGGUCGAUUUGGAGUAGGGGAUCUUUUAAUUGCAUUUAACCACAGACCAGCAUGAACUGUGGCUUGUUAUUUACUUACACAGCGUGUAGUCAAAAUGGGAAAUACAAUACAAAAAAGGAAUUGAUCUUGUGACUAUUACUAUAUCCACCUGGCUUUGUAUCGCUAGGUGUUUGGGUCCAAAAACUGCACUGUGCCAAAUUUUUACACAAGAGUGAGUGAGAGUGAAUGGCCGUCUGAGUGAGUGGGUGACUGAUUGAUUAAGUGAGUAAGUUGCCAACUGAGUGUGAGGGUGACUGAGUGAGUGAGAGAGAUGAAUGUAUCUGUUUUCUGGUUAUGUUGUUAGCCAUUAUUUUUAUCUUACCUUAAUCAAAAAAGGUACACACUAGCUAUUUGGGUGUUUUAUUGGUACAUGCUACUGCACUGAAACCUAUGGCGAUGCCAACACUUUUGGACGAAUUUGUACAUCAAUAAGGACAAUUAUGAUUUUGAUUUAAAAUUGAAAGACAAACAGGGCGCUAUUUUCUUACCAACGGUGAUUCCAAAAUUGAUCAGAUGGCAUAGAUUGGAAACGUUUCGUUCGUCUGUUGAGGUUGUUAGGAUCAGUGGUGGUCUUAAAGGGGGGAUGGGGCGGAGGGCGGCAAAGCUGGCAAUUCUCCGUAAACAAGCAUUUUAUAGGGUUCUUUUAGUAUUGCAGAUGUUUAAUUGAAUAAAGAAGUCGAUAUACUGAAUCGCAACUAAAAGUUUUAAAAUUAAUUAUUUGAUCAAAUUAAAAAUGUUAAAAGGCCAAACGGCUUCCAUGUCCAGCGAUCCUCAGAAACUCUACAAUUACCGCCGUUAAACUGUUGCUUCCCGUGUGGUCUUUCUGGAACGAUCAAAGUUGCACAAUUUGUUACUGUUAUAUUCGUGUUUGUACUCAUUCUUUAUAUUAUCAUGAAGUGAAAAUAGUUUUGUAUGAUAAAGAAAAACAACUGUAUUUGAUGCCA